This is a messenger RNA of Adineta steineri, 426 nucleotides long. The record is from the annotation of a GenBank genome assembly. Lineage: Eukaryota; Metazoa; Rotifera; Eurotatoria; Adinetida; Adinetidae.
AUGAGUAAAGAAGAAACAAAAAAAUUAUUCAAACAAUUUGAUAAUGGUAAUGGUCAUUUAUCAUUAGCAGAAAUUGAACGCGCUGUUAUUUAUUUUUACCCACAAUUUGGUACGAAUAAAAAAGCAAUCUUACGAGCAUAUAAAGCAGCUGAUACUAGUGGAAAUGGUUUGGUUGAAUUAAAAGAGUUUGAUAAAAUUGUUCAAUUACUUAAACAAUAUGAUGAAAUAAGCAAAAUAUUCGAAGAAUUAGAUACAAACGAUGAUCAUCGUAUUAAUUUUCAAGAAUUUCAAAAAGGUUUCAAUUUAUUAGGUGAAAAUAGUCUAGAUGAAGAUAGUUUAAAACAAGAAUUUGAUACUAUUGAUUCAAAUGAUGGAAAUUCUAUUCUAUUUGAUGAAGUAAAAUAUCGUGAAAAAAAUAUUAAAUAA